This is a messenger RNA of Orbicella faveolata, 1595 nucleotides long. RefSeq lists its product as uncharacterized. The record is from RefSeq and is a predicted model, not a curated record. Lineage: Eukaryota; Metazoa; Cnidaria; Anthozoa; Scleractinia; Merulinidae.
AAGAGUUUAAGUUAUUGAAAGAGAAAGGAAAUUGCUUUAAAAAAGUCAUGCACAUGCAAGGAGUGCUCGCUACUGUAUUUUUACGGCACCGCUAAUAUCUAAGACCAGAAGUUCUGCGAACCCAAAAUUUCUAUCCAGAUCAAGGUCAUAGAUAGUGUUAUCCAGUAGUCCAUCAAAAAAAAAAACCGAUAUAUGAAGACAGUUAUAUCCUCUUGGUUCAAUACUUUUUACGUAUAUUGGUCAGCGUUCCACUCCAAGACGUUUUGUUUUCGUGACUUCAGCUUCUCUUUUCAAGUUGUUUUGAUCUGAAUGACUGAAUAAGAAGUUGAGACUUGAUCCCAUUGGAAGCGACUUCUAAGUAAAGGCCUUCUCGUUUGGUUUUGGAAUACUCGGGUACAAGUUCUGCCAUCGAAAAAGGACAAUUGAUUGAUGAUAAUGCGUGCUUGAUGGCUAUAUAUAUUCCACUGUUUGGAUAAAUAGUUCCCAUGGCUUUAUUCUCCACGCUUUUGUUGUUGAUCACUUUGUCAGGAUGCUGCUUUGCUGACAAUAUUGAGAUCGAACGAGGUGUCAGCUUCCCUACGGACGACUUUCUUCUACCGACCUCUCUGUGCCCGAGUUUUAGGCCUCUGUGCAGCAAAUUCAACGCACAUCAGCUGGGAGGGUGCUGGUGCAACUGUCCGCAAGCGUCUUCUUUCUACGAACAUGAAUUUAAAUGCGUACUUGCCACAGCGGCUCGGCAAAAUGCAGGCUGCGAGUUAGGUUUCACGGAUGAAGCAGAUGAUAAUUCUCUGCCAUUUUUCCCUUCUGGUUCUGCUCUUGAAAACUUCAUUAGUGUUCCUGCAAACCAGAACUGCAGUUUCUAUUUUGGAAAUGAACUUCAUGUAAACUACCUCAGGUGUGACGGUACUUGGAAAUCGCAGAGUCUGUCUAACGUAAUUGAGGUGACAAGGGGAUGGUCAAUAAGUCAGCUGUCAAUAAAGCUUAAGCCCGGUUCAUCACUACCUACGUCUAUGGCUGGUCGCACAGUCAGGGUGGCAAUUCAAUGUGGCGCUCUCAACUCUGACACACCCUUCAGAACCACGUGCGUUAUGUUCAAGAUCAAAGGAGUUAUUUCAUGUGCUUACCCUCAACCCACUCCGGCACCGUCUCAGGAAAUUGCAACCCUACCGACACCAAUAACACGACAGAAAAAACCAACAACACCGACACCAACUGAGACGUCAAACCAGAUUGAGAGUAGCCCCAUUCAAUGCCAGAAAUCUGGGGAAAUUGAAAUCAGCAACCAAGUGUAUCUGGCAAACUGUUUCUUCUUCUGCUGCCGUGAAUGUAACAAGGCGUUCUACAACUGUGUUCGUACAGUUCCAAAAGACUACUGUUUGAAAGUAGCUUCUGACUGUGGUGGAAAAUGCGUCGUGGAUGGCCCCGUACAUUGGAAUAAAAUAUCAAACCGCUUUGAAAGUCAACCAAUGGGACAUAACAAUCUUAUAACCAAUGAGUGUCCCGGCUUUGAGCCGCUGUUCGGCCGGGAAGAAGCCAGCGCUCCUUACGUGGAAAUGGAGCCUACCCUAACAAAUUUUAUACACAAACAUGACUAA